This is a messenger RNA of Gryllus bimaculatus (two-spotted cricket), 249 nucleotides long. NCBI's taxonomy places the organism in Eukaryota, Metazoa, Arthropoda, Insecta, Orthoptera, Gryllidae. The record is from the annotation of a GenBank genome assembly.
AUGGAGUUCGUACAUUGGGAUAUGGUUAACAAAUACGCUGUGGGCGUAGGAUCUAAAAGGAGAAGAGUGAAGAAAGACGACGGUGUACGUGAAGCAGGACUGCGGCUGAAUUUGCCUCCUAAGAUAAUCACUAUGAACGACGAUCAGGUAUCACUCAAAAGUGCUGUAGCCUCUGACGUGACAGAUGAAUCAGACUCAUCUAACAAUAACGACGAAGAAAAGAUAGAUACAGGGUACAGGCAUAUAUAG